Dichomitus squalens LYAD-421 SS1 is the source of this 1392-nucleotide messenger RNA. Its product is annotated as cytochrome P450. The transcript has 11 exons. Bases 1 to 1392 code for a protein of 463 amino acids. Gene Ontology annotation, molecular function: monooxygenase activity; heme binding; iron ion binding. Lineage: Eukaryota; Fungi; Basidiomycota; Agaricomycetes; Polyporales; Polyporaceae. The record is from RefSeq and is a predicted model, not a curated record.
AUGUCUGUGCUCAAUACACUCGACACCUGGACUCUCGCUUUGGUGGUGCUGACCUUUUCUGGCACCCUCCUUUACAUCGCGUAUCCAGACCGUCUCGUCACGACCAACGCUCGCCCGGACCUCCCAGGACCGAAGGGCCAUCCCUUGGUGGGAAACUCUCUCCAAGCCAUCCCGUGGCAGACUCGUAUUCUAGACUGGUUCAACCAUCUCCUGUCUGACUAUGGGCCCGCUUGCACCUUUACCAUCCUACCAUGGGGGAGAGGCAUACUGAUUAACCGCCCCGAAUGGCUUGCUCACAUAAAGCAAGCUGAUAUGAAGAUGUACUCUCGCGGCCCAUACGCCAAUAAGAUCUUCCACGAGUUCCCCGGAGGAAGAGCCCCCGUGGCAUCCGAAGGCGCACAGUGGCGGCUCGCACGAAAAUCGAUCUACCCAAUCUUCACAGUCAGAUCCUUUACUGAUCAUGUCUCGCAUGCUAUGAACGAGAUAGUACCUAUUGCUCGCGCGCUGCUACUUAGCGCUAGCAAGAAGGGCGUGCCCAUAGACUGGAGCGACUUCGCGGGUCGUAUUGCGAUCACCAUCUUUACUCGUUCCCACAUAAACGAAAAGACGAAUAUUCUGGAAGGGGACGUUUCGUGCUUGGACCGUGAUGACCCACUCCGAGAUGCGUUAGUAACGCUCAACCAGAUUUCGGCCAAACGUCUUUUCAAUCCCGUCUGGCAGUGGUCAGAAAUACUGUCGGGAGAGCGUUGGCGCUUCAACCACGCUCGCUCCUUUAUCCGCAGGCGGGUAGAGGAUAUAUGGGUGGAUCGCCUGCGAGAGGAAGCAAUGGCGAUCAGGGACCCAACUCGGGAGGCAGAAUACUCUGAAGUCGCACGCUACCACGUCCAUCUAGCAGUAUUCUACGAAACGGUUCGUCUAUGGCCAGGGCUACCGAAGAACGCUCGGUUGGCUCUUCAGGACGAUAUACUCCCAGCUCUCCCAGAGCAUAACCUCCCUGCGGUCAAAGUAGAGAAGGGAGACUAUGUCUUCUGGUCAGACUAUCACAUGAUGAGGAACGAAGAUGUAUGGGGACCAACGGCACACUUGUUCGACCCCGGGCGCCACCUCGAUGCCGAGGGACAUUUCGUGAAGCCAUCUCCGGCCAAGUUCAACUGUUUCGGCGCUGGACCGAGAUUCUGCCCUGGGCAGCAGCUUGUCAUGUACGAGUUCAUCGCUUGUCUCUCAGGCAUACUCCCGUACUUCGAUUUCGCGCCUUCCAAGGGCGCCACCGCAUCUGGCUUGAUUUACCAGAAGCCAGAGCUCGCUGAGUCCUUUACUGCCUCGUUGAACGUUCCGCUCGUGGUAGAUGUUCGUGCCCGCGAUACUCUCGAGGUGCUUGAAGGCCGUUUGUGA